UAAAUAAUAUUUCAUUUAUAUAAAAUUCAAUUUUUAUUUAUAAAUCUUUAAAUAUAUGAAAUAUAAAUGCUGUUCAAUUUAUGAUUAAUUCAACUUAUGACCAAAGUUUUGUAACCUAACCUUCUAUAAAGCCUAUGAAUUUCUGAUUUAUAAGAAUCAAAGUACCGAUUUAAACAAUUUUGAAAAAUUUGUUUAUCCUAAAAGAUAAAUCUAUUAUAGAAGCGCUUAAUACUUAUAAAAAUGAGAAGAUUAUAAUGCACUCGUGUGUUACACUGUAAAACUAAACUGCGUUCCAACUUUACACAAUAUAACACAGUGUAACACAGCGUGUUCUAGCUGGAAAACAGCCUUAAUCACCUGUGCGCACAUAUGACACAUAUUACGAGUGCGCGGGUACUUUUAGCCAUUGCCGAGUGCACGUACACGAGUGAACGCGCGGGCGAGAAAGCUAGCUGUUACGUUGCAUCCAUUUUUAGAUCCGCUAAAUUUUAGAUUGUUAAAAUUAGGAUCUUGAUUUUUCGCGCAUCUCGGCACUUAGCUCGUACCCAAAUGCGUCAAAGUUUACAUUGGGAAGAUAUAUUUUUCUCUUUAUUCGUAGCAUUCGUAGCAUUAAUUCGAAUGAUUGUGCACGCGCAAUGUGAAAUAUCAAAUUCUUGUUCAACUAGAUAUUUUUAGAGCAGUGCCUCUCACGGCGCGGGCGCCCUCAAGCGAUUUGGCCUUUCACUUGAUCUUGAUUCAGUUUCCAUCGUCACGCACGCUCCGCUAAUAGCUAAAACAGCAUGAGUGCGUUAUUCCGAUUUCGUUGUUUCGUUUUGAUCGGCAUUGAUCUUGAAAGUUUUUAACUCAUGUUUUUGGAUUUUCUCGCCACUUUCACGUAUGUAUAUCCAUGAUUUUCUUUAACAAUUUGUCGCUUCUUCGUGGCGCAUAUUCUUAUAAACUGUGUAUCGGUGUUUGCCUCUUAAUAAUAGUGUAAUUUUUAAUUUUACGAAAGAAAUAUUUUAUUUUUAUACGCGACAUUAACUGGAGUCUAACUUUCACUCUUGGUUUUUAUCCGCCCAUCGUCGGUCGUUUCGAUUAUUCGGCCCUGCCCUCGCAUUUCUCUCUCUCUCUCUCUCCCUUCCCCGCUUAUCUCUUCCGUCCAGAGUUACCGCAAUUUCCCUCUCUCCAGGUCUCCGUCUCCUUCUUUGUGUCUCUUUUCUUCGUUAACCCGCACGCGGUCUUUCUUUCUGUAGUAAUUAUGUGUCGUGGCAGUAUGAAGUCUGUACAAUCAGUUUUUUUACUUGACAUGAUGGUAUUGGAUCCCAAGGCCACUAGCUUGCACAACGAUUACGGAAGCUUCGAUCGACCGUUGGGCGCUGGGGAGGGCCACGAGAGAGAUAUUGAAGCGGCGGUUGAUGGAAGCAGCAGCGGUAUGGCGCAGUCCAGCGAUGUUUAUCAACGACAGCCGCUAUUGCCGGGUGCGCCGUUGUCCAAGAGCAAGGACAAGUGGUCUGGAGUGGCCUCGGGCUCGGACUAUUACGAGGAUGACGAGGAUGAAAAGGAUAUCGAAGGCCUGGGCAGACAUUCUGGGAUACCGAACGGCUCCGGCGGCGGCAUCAUCAAGAUUGACAUGCCGGCGCCGCUUCGCGAAGAGCCGCGUUUUCCCAAGGAAAAGUGGAAAACGUUUCUCGCAUUUCUCUUUAUGGUCGUAAACUUUAUCCUGACGACGGCUUCCCUCGCGAUGGUACACGAGCGCGUUCCAGACAGGAAUACAUACGGACCGCUUCCCGACGUGGUGCUGGACAAUGUCACCGCUCAAGAUUGGGCGCUUAACGUCUCGGAAGUCCUGAUUAUGAUCAUGUCUAAUUCCGCGAUGGUUUUUAUUAUUUUUCAUAAACAUAGAUUCAUAAUAGCUAGACGAAUAUUUCUGCUGAUGGGCUUGCUCUACAUGAUGCGGAGCAUAACGAUGUAUGUGACGGUUGUACCGAUCGCUAGUAAAACUUACUAUUGCAGCCCGAAGGCGAAUAACACCAGUCCGCUUCUCGUAACGAAAAGGGUCCUCCAACUCAUCUCCGGUUUCGGCUUGUCCAUUAACGGCAAACACACUUAUUGCGGAGAUUACAUUUACAGUGGGCACACGGUCGUGCUUGUACUCAGUUACCUGAUCAUUAAGGAAUAUUCUCCGCGGAGAUGUCAACCGAUCCAUUGGUUGGCUGGUCUGGCGGUACUCGUCGGGGUAACUAUGAUCUUGGUAGCUCAUGGCCAUUAUACUGUGGAUGUACUUAUAGCUUACUAUGUUACUACGCGCCUGUGGUAUAUUUAUCAUACGCUAGCCAACAACCCAAAUCUAAAGCAAUAUGGACCAAACAAUUUUUUGGCCCGGCUCUGGUGGUUCUCCAUGUUCAAGUAUUUUGAGAAGAAUGUAGGCGGCACAGUGCCACGACAAUAUGACUGGCCUCUACCCUGGCCUCGACGGUUUCUUGCCAAGCACCCUAACCGAGAUAGUUAAUACUUGUCUUGAUUUCAUGAUAGAGGCUGUUAAAACGAAGGAGUUACUUUUGUUGUAAAUAUUUUACAUAUACACAAAUACACGCGCACAUACACACACACACACACACAUACAUACAUACACAUAUAUACACACAAAGCGUUUGUAUAUAAAUCGAGGCUUAUUAACGUGGAGAUAAAAGUUCGCUAACGAAUAUACAUGGGACGUACGAUUGUUUUAAGAGCGAUCGCACAUUCAUUGUUGAAACGUAUUUUGUGUUGUUCACUUCUUUGUAAUCUAAUCGUGAACUUUUAGACAAUGCCCGUGAUCUUUCAUGUAAAGUUAUCGUCCAGUCAGCCCGAAUUUAUUUUUUGCUUGAUUUUUAUACAAUUUAUAUACUGUAUAAAGAAUAGAUAUAGAAAAAUGGAUUUUAUGAUAAUAUUGUAAAGAUUCGAAUAGAGGAAGGCGAGUAAAGAUUCGAGUUAAUACAUAAUGACACAUUACUUCGCUUAAGGCGUUUAUAUUUUCCAAUAGCUACAAAUCGAAAGUAAUACGAUAAAUAAGUAGACAUAGGAAUGUGUGUUUUAUAAAGACUCGAGCGAUAAUGUGCAAUAACAAAUAUUUGUAAUCUUUAAAGGGCCAUUGUAGAUAAAUAUUAGAAAGAAAUCUGAAUCCUUCCUCUAAAUGAAUCUUUGAAUCACACUCUUAACUUGGAUCGACGUCUUGACUUCCAAUAUCUAGACGUCGUCAUCUCUGACUUUGCAUUCGCGAUACGAAUUAUUCCGAUGAAAAACGAUGUCAGACGAAUUUGCCAAAAAUGUAUUGUAAACUUGCGUGAUGUACAUGUCCUAAUUAAAGUUCCAUCUUGUCGAUUAUCUUUGAAAUUGUUUUCUUCGUGCUUUGUCGCAGGAAAUAUACCCAAUGUUCAAUACUGGAAGCGAUUGUGUAAUUUCGGGGGACCAAAACGCUCAAUAGUAAAUGUUAAUUCAUAUAAUGAUAAAUUAAGCAUCGAGGAGACAUGAUUUCGACUGUGUACAUAUCCAAUGCUAAUGUGUGUGAUGUAUAUGAUAUCACACUCACAUACACACAUCCCCCUCCCUACACACGUACGCAUGCACACAUUAGCAUUGAUAAAAUGUUUCAAUAUUAUCAUUUAUCACAAAGAUUUCGUAACUUUAGUUAGAUUACAUAAUAGUCAGUGAAUGGCCAGUUGCAGAUAAAAUUCGAGUCUCUUAUCUGCCACAAUACAUUGUUAUCGAUUUGCAAUUUGAACGUCUGCCGUGGAUUUGGAUAAGUUUAUUCGUAAAAACUUCGUAACAGAUAUGGGACAUUGAAUUUCUAGAAAAUACAUGUUCUAGCUUCCAUUAGUCAAUAUAUAAAAGUAUCAUAUAUAGAGUAAUAAAAAACAAAAAAGAAAGUAUUGAAAUAUUCGUAUUUUCACGGAAUAAAGUCGUACGCUUGUGCAUACACCGGAUGUUGUCAUAAAUACAGACGCGCGCGCGCGCGCGUAUACACGCACAUACAUAUACACAUACACAUUAUUACAAAGACAAUGUAACACAAAAUAUAAAAAAAAACAAUUUUGCAUUUGUGGAGAGAUCGAGUUACAAAAAUAACGAAUAAUCAUCGAUCUUUCGUACGAUUCUCUCUUCCUUCGUUCUUCUCGCAUUUCAUUGGCCGGUAUUUAUAUAGUCAAUCAUUAUAUUUAAUUCUUAUGUACCACCCUAAGAUGGCAUCAACCAAUCAGAGAGCUGUGUUAUCUCAAAACUUUACUUUAAGAUCAUCUUGAAAUAAGAAUCGACUAUGAAUACCGGUCAUUGCUUCAAUGACUCCUUGUACUUGUUGCCCUGCUCUUUUUUUCUCAUCUGACAAUGAGCGAAAGAAAGAAUUAAAAAUAUCACGAUUCUUAAAAUAUUUGUAUAAUUCGAUUACGAAUCUCAUUUAAUAAUGUACAAGUAAGCGUAACAAGUUGAUUAUUCGUUUUCCUAACAUUCGAUGAAAGUUACGUGUGUGCUGUAUGUAAAUUGUAAAAAUGCCGAGUAACAUUCGAUCAUAGCUUAAACUGCGAUGAGAGAGACUUGUUGUUUUUUAAUUAAUUGUUGAAUCUCUAAUAAGUAUGAAACGCACUUGCAACUCUCUAUCAUUUUAAUUUCAUUUUUGUUGUUUCUUUUGUACAGAUUAAAUAAAUAAUAAAACAUUUCUUACAACACUACGAAAGAGUUUACGUGAAAAUCUAUAUUUUAUUAUGUAAUUUGAUCAAGCAAUUUGAGGUAUGUUAAAUUAAUCAAGUCGGAUUUAUUACAUUUUUUUUAUUAUUUGUCAAUUACAAACGCGUUUAAUGAUUGAACAGAAUUCAUGCAAGUUAUAAUGAAGAAGAAUGAUAAGGGAGAGAAAUGCGAUGUUGUUAGUAAUACAAUUAACUCUUUUUCGUCUGUGAUGAUCAAUAAAAGAAAGAAUAAAUUGUCGUCGCGUGAUCUUACGGUCUUAAUAAAGUAGCAAUUGACUGGCGGAUCAACCGAUGUGACCCUUACGGCCACCUCUGAUAUUUCUUCUUGACAUUCAAAUUAUAAAUGCGUGUAACCAUUAAAUAUAUAUUUUAAUAAGAUUAAUGUAUAAUAGUUCGUAGUGAAACUCUUUGAGCUAGAAUUCGACGUGGAACAAAUAACGCCGUAUUUAGAGGUAUAUUUUUGAAAUAUAUGUUAUAUAUAAUAAUGUAUAUAGACGCGCAUUUUCUCAGCUGACAGGUAAUAGAACGAUAACGUAUCGCUAAUCAUUAUACGAAUACGAGAACUAAGUGGAUACAAAUACAUUCAGAUAUUAUAGAUGUAUAUUUGCAAAGAUUAAUAUGUAUUGUGCGCAUUUAUUUGCGUGUGUAUACGUAUAUAUGUGCAUAACACAUAUUUGCAUUACUCUUUGGGGCAGAUACGUUAUUCCUGACGAAAAGAAUUUCAAUGUAUAGAGCUUAUUGUUAGAUUGACAUGAUAUUGAGAAUGAUAUUUUGGAUUUCCCGGAUGUAGAUUUGGAUAAAAAAAAUAUAAGCCAAAAGAUACUCUCGAGUAUGCAUAUGUAUACGCAGAUGUAACAUGUGCAUAUACUUUUAUGUGUCAUGUAUGAAUAUGUAUUAUAAAAAUGAUAUAUUUACACGCACACGGUAAGGGACAGCUUCGUCUGUUAAUAAAUGAAGAGCCUCUCGUUGAUGUUUAAUUACAUAAGAAGUAACAAAUAUACAUAUAUACAUACUAGAAAGUUUGUGUGUAUAUAUGUGUCGCGCGCGCAUGUUUUGUGUGUGUGGGUGCGUGGGUGCGUACGCGCGUGUGUGUGUUCGUGCGUGUGUGAAUGUAAUAAGUACAAAAAAUUUAAUAGGAUGUUCUUUGGCUUAUUUUAUGAAGAAAAAGUCUUAAACCAUAUUUCCUAAAGUUCUUUGUUUUCAAAAUAUGUACUUACCUAUAGGAUGUUAAAAUGGAGAAAAAAAUAUGAAAGUUUUAAAAAUCUAGAAAUUACUUAGAGAUAUUUUAUUCAAAAUUGGUGUAUGUACAUGUAAUAUUAAGAACCAUUUUUCAGUAUCGCUGAAACAUUUAUAGAUUCAUCAGAGGCAUGCAUACAGAUAAUCAUAUUAAUUUUUUUUUUUUUUUUUUUAAUGGAAGAACGGUGCAUGCAAUGUUUUUUCCAAGCUCAACAAAUUUGCAAACUCCCGAAUUAAAAUUGUACAAAAACCGCCUCUUGUGUUCUUUUCAUGUGUAGCCAACAAUUUUCGAAUUAGAGUAAAAACUUGAAAUUAAAAACUGUAAAUACUAUCAGUUUUAAUCUUUAGAUUCUGUAUUUUGAAAAUAGCAUCUUAAGACGUAUGUUAGACUUAGGAUUUUUUCGUAAAAUAAGUCAAGGAAUAUUCCCUUAAUUUUUUUUACUUGGGAAUUAGCCUGUAUAUACACAACCGUGACACAUAUACGCAUGCAUGCACGGAUAUAAUUGCGUGUGUUAUAUGUAUAUACAUAUACAUCUAUUAUAUAUUUUUACGUGUAGAUAUUUUUUGGUAACUUGUUACACUAAUCUGAUUAGAUCAAAUAAGUAUAUACAUACAUACGUACAUAUAUGUGUGCGUGCGUGCGUGCGUGUGUAGACAGAUAGGGGGGGGAAGGGUUAUAUAUAUAUAUAACAUUGUAAAUAAAAAAUAAAAAUAUUAGCGAAAAAUAAAAAUAAAAAAUAUUAGCGAAAGAGCUUCUGUCAUUGCGUGAAAGCUAAUCAAAAUUUUGUUACCGUUAAAUAACGUACAACAGCGUUCUUCGCAAUUGUUCGUAGGAACAGUUACUAUUUUGUGUAUGUUAAAUUCCUCGAAGAUUGAAGCGAUGACUCAACUUGAUUUUUGUUAUCUAUAAUUAUAUGUGUUGUGUACAUAAGUCUUUUAUCCGAAUUCAUAAUUUUCUCUCGAAUCUGAACAUCAAUCUGUCUUUAUCUCGCAUAUGAUAAAAUGCAGUAUGCGAGACAAAGACACACUGAUCUCGAGAUCUAAGGAACGACUAUGAGUUUGGAUCUUUAUGCUUACUCAUCUAAGAAAACAUCGAUAUUAUUACAAUGAAAAGCAAGUUGUAUUUGGCUUUACUUUAUAUACUUCUAUAUUUAUAAUAUUUAUUACAUUUUUCAUAUGUUGAUGUAAUAAAGUUUUAGGUAUACUUUA
Molecule: messenger RNA, 7139 nt
Organism: Solenopsis invicta (red fire ant)
Lineage: Eukaryota; Metazoa; Arthropoda; Insecta; Hymenoptera; Formicidae
Product: phosphatidylcholine:ceramide cholinephosphotransferase 2
Exons: 6
Coding region: 1238-2488 (416 amino acids)
Biological process (GO): sphingomyelin biosynthetic process; ceramide biosynthetic process
Cellular component (GO): endoplasmic reticulum membrane; Golgi membrane
Molecular function (GO): ceramide cholinephosphotransferase activity; sphingomyelin synthase activity
Source: RefSeq, a predicted model, not a curated record